Messenger RNA from Diaporthe amygdali, 1800 nucleotides. RefSeq lists its product as uncharacterized. NCBI's taxonomy places the organism in Eukaryota, Fungi, Ascomycota, Sordariomycetes, Diaporthales, Diaporthaceae. Bases 1 to 1800 code for a protein of 599 amino acids. Gene Ontology annotation, molecular function: protein binding. The transcript is spliced from 7 exons. The record is from RefSeq and is a predicted model, not a curated record.
AUGGAGCUGUUGCUUCUCUGGUCUUGGGUGGUGGGUGUAGCACUGGCUGACCCUAUGGACUUUCUACCAGAACUUCGCUCGAGACAGGUUGACGGUGCUGCUUCAGGAAAUGUCUUUCUGCGGAGAGCGUCCCACUCUUCUGCGGUGCUCAAUGGUAAGGUCUACAUCGAUGGUGGUGAAUUCUCAUACACCAGCGGCAAGGGAGUGGUGAUUCAAUACUCGUCGACUUUGUUAUCCAUCCAUCUGUCGGCAGAUUUCGAACCAGACACCGUGAUCUACACAGCGAUAGCAAAGCCAUCAGGCGUACCAGACUUGAACUAUGCGGGAAUAUGGGUUAAUAAGGUGUCAAAUCUGCUGUAUACCGGCUUUGCUGGCCUGCCGUCAGAUUUUGGCGACGCUCCGAAGAUAUCGCAGGGCCUGUGGUCAUUUGAGCCAAGCGAGGAUGGGACGACCGGGACCUGGACGAAUCUCAAUGAUACGACGGAUGAAUACUUUAUGACUCAGCCUAGGCAUUUUGCGGGACCAGUGACCAGUGGAAAUGGGGCUGGAUUCUUUCUGGGUGGCAAAAUGCUAGAUAAUGGGACCAAAGUGCCCGUCAGUGGUCUCCUUAAGUACAAUUUUGCCACCAAGGUUGCAACCAAUUCCACAGUCGUGGGCAUUUCUACAUCCGGGUAUCUACAGCUUGGCCGGAUGCAAUACGUGCCCAACUUUGGGCCCGCCGGCGUCAUUAUCGCUGCCGGAGGUCAUCAGCUCCAAAAUGGUCCAUCAGAAAAAUAUCUGCUGUCUUUUACUUCGGUUCAGGUCUUUGACCCCGCGACCGAUACCUGGUAUGAACAGACCACCACUGGCGACAUUCCCAAUGGCCGCAAGGAGUACUGCAUGACCGGUGCUGCGUCGUCCAACAACACGUACGAGAUACUUGUAUACGCGGGAUGGGACGGAAACCUUGGAACCACCUCCAUCGCUUGGGAUCAGGCAUUCGUGCUGUCGCUGCCGUCCUUCCGCUGGUUCAAGGCAGACUACCAAGCCUUGCAGCCACGCCACGGCCUCACCUGCGAGCAUAUCGGAGGUGGCCAGGUCCUGACGAUUGGUGGUGUCGACACAACUCAGGUCGGACCAGAUUCAUUAUACGAUGGUGUGUUCAACACGAGAGAUGCGCACGCCCAGGGAUUGGCGGUAUUCGAUUUGAGUAGCUUGUCUUUCAAGACAAGAUACAUGAGCAAUCAGACGGUGUACAACCUGGCACCAGAUGUACAGAGUUAUUACGACAAUCACGACCGCAUGGCCGAUUUUACCUACGCGGGCCUGGCCGAUAUAUUCACCGUUGAGAACUUCACCGCCGCGGCAACUGACGACACUGGGUUGGGUGUGAGCUCGUCAGGCGCGACAGACUCCAAGAAUGACUCCAAUCCGUCUUCGGGCCCGUCAGAUUCCAGCUCCGACUCGGAAAUCAGUGCAGGUGUCAUAGCCGGUAGCGUCGUGGGCGGCGUAGCAGGUGCAGCCCUCAUUGGUACGAAUAUUGAGGAUGUAGGUGUGGGUGAGCAGACAUACUGUGGUCCUGACGGUCAUGAUGUCUUGUGCGGCGAUGUGGCACAUGCUGAGAUGCCGGGGCAAGUGCCGCAAAAGUCGGAAGUGGUGUCAAUGCCGCAGGCGGAAUUGCCUGUCUCGCACAGCUUCGAUCGGCCGACCACGCGAGGAUGGCCAGCACCCGGGUCAUUAUACGGAAGACCUCCAGGCCACGGGAGUCUUCCGCGAGCAAAAUCUGACGACGAAGACCAGAUGCAUUACAAUUCAUUCUGA